UCUAUUUGCUAUGAUCUUAGACAGAUAGGAUGUAUUUAACAUCUAAUCUAUUUGCAAGGACUUAAGACAGAUAGGAUGUAUUUAGCAUCUAAUCUAUUUGCCAUGACCUAAGACAGGGGGGAUGUAUUUAACAACUACUAAUAUAUUUGUUAGGAUCUAAGACAGAUGGAAUGUGUUUAACUUUUAACCUAUUUGCUAGGAUCUAAGACAGGGAGGAUGUAUUUAACAACUCAUAGAAUGAUAUUUAACAGCAAGAAGCAGCAGGAUCCAAUGCAGUCAUUUUCAUUCCCAUUCAUUGCACUAAAGGAUGUUGAAUUGGAGCAGCCGAUAUUUGGCGCCAACUACAUCAAGGGGAAGGUGAGGGCCCAGCCUGGCGGUCAAUUUGUUGGUGAGGCUAAGUUCAAACUUCACUUUAAAUCUGGCGGAGCCAUCGACUUCGGGCAAGCCAUGCUAAAGGCGGCCCAGAUGGCUUCUAGAAAUGUGGGCGUAAAUGAUGCUCCGCCUCCCUACACGCCACCAACCAGCGCUUGGUAUGCUGCCCCGCCCCCGGCCUAUUCAGCCAACCCCGCCGGGUAUCAGGGCUGGGUCCCGCCCACUCAUGUGUUUCCUGAUUCGCCCCCAGCCAACUCUGUGUUCAUGACGGAUGCCCCGCCCCCCUACCCUGGGAUUACAGGGUUUAAUGGAUACAAUGGAGGGGCGGGGGGCUGGCAGCCCGCCCCUCCCUCCAACCAGAUGUCUAGUGCGGACAGAAAAGCUGCUGAAGCUGCACAGGUUCAGGAGACUCCACCUCCUUACACCCCUAACGACGAGAACAAGAAAAAGGAUUAAACAGAGAAAAUAACUAAAUUUCGAAAUAUCUAUUAUAAAUAGUUAUUAUCGACUAACCCUUCAUUUAAAUAAGUCAUUAUCUUGGGUCUGAAUUGUCGUACAUUUACUGACAUUUUAAAUGAUUAGGACAUUUUUAAAACUUAAAAUUGUAAAAAUAUUUUAUAUUUAUGUUAACAAAUGGUGAUGUUUAUUUAUACGGUUUGAGAUGACUUUUCCAAAUUUUUCAAGAUUCAACAUUUUUAUUCUUUAUUCAAGUAAAUACAUCUUAAAGAUUUAAGAAAAUAUAUAAAUAUUUAUUAUUUGUCAAGAUUACAAUUGUUAUGAUUUUCGCUGUGAUAUUUAAUCUAUUUCAAAAAUAGUGCAAUUCAUUUAUUUCUUAACAGAUUACCAGAUUUAAAGUUAAAAUUUGGUUUCUAGGUUCUGGCAUUAAUUGCUGUUACUGUAUUGAAAUACAAAAAUUGCACUAUAUUUCUGUGUUUUAUUCUUUUAAUAUUUCUGUAUGUAAUUGAUCAUGUUUAAAUAUAUAUUUGGUUAAAUUAGACUUUAAAUAUUUUAUUUAGCUUUUGAUUAACAUAAUUAGUAGCAUAAAAAAUAGCAUAGGCAUAGGUAUUCCCCCCCCCCCUUCGCAGUUGGUAAAAAUAAAUUAGCCUUUAGAAAAAUUACUACUUUGAUUGAAGUUAUUUUAUUUUGCAAUAAAGGGGAUGGU
Eurytemora carolleeae is the source of this 1534-nucleotide messenger RNA. Its product is annotated as WW domain-binding protein 2. Gene Ontology annotation, cellular component: nucleus. The record is from RefSeq and is a predicted model, not a curated record. Gene Ontology annotation, biological process: positive regulation of DNA-templated transcription. Gene Ontology annotation, molecular function: transcription coactivator activity; chromatin DNA binding. Lineage: Eukaryota; Metazoa; Arthropoda; Copepoda; Calanoida; Temoridae. Bases 217 to 828 code for a protein of 203 amino acids. The transcript has 4 exons.